Molecule: messenger RNA, 2764 nt
Organism: Girardinichthys multiradiatus
Lineage: Eukaryota; Metazoa; Chordata; Actinopteri; Cyprinodontiformes; Goodeidae
Product: zinc finger protein OZF-like
Exons: 2
Coding region: 120-1766 (548 amino acids)
Cellular component (GO): nucleus
Source: RefSeq, a predicted model, not a curated record
UUCUUCGUCUGAGAAAGAACGAAGCAGUGUAACUUUGUUUUACCAAGAUUGGAUGAAAGCUGAGCUUCGAGUGUUCAGUAACUGUUAAAGGAAUAUUUGAAGAAAAGCUAACAAAAGAGAUGUGGAGACAGCAGCUUAAACGGUGGCAGAGUGCAGCAGAGGGAGAGAUUUCCGAAACGGCUAAAAAAGACAAAGAAUAUGAGCUGCGUCACGACAUCCUGGUGGCUGAUUUCAACCCCAAAGAUCUGCUGCACAGAUUAGAUGUUGAGCAGAAGAUGAUGAUGAUUAAAGAAGAAUCUCCUGUAGACCACACUCCUUGUGAUGACCUGGAUGAUCCAAAGCCUCCACACAUAAAGGAGGAACAGGAAGAAGUCGGCACCAGUCUGGGGGGAGAGGAGCAACUCAAUGGGAAGGAGGAGAUUGAUGGCAUCAAGUUUCCUGUCACUGCUACUCCUAUAAAGAGUGUGGAUGGUAAACAGUCGCCUCUACUCUCACAGCUUUAUCAAGACCAAAUUGAAGGCAGAGAGCUUCUAGAAGACAACGAUGGAGAAGAAUCCAUCAGGAUACAAGAUCAUGGAGAUGGUUCCAUUUCCUCGGAGUAUGAAGACAAUGAGACGGAUGAAGAGGAUAAUGAUAUAAAGCACCCUGUAUCUGCGCUGAAACACUUGUCAGAAUCUGGUCAAAAAACUAAGGACAUGGACAAUGACUGGAAGGAGAGCAGAGCUACUGGGUUAGAUGGAAACAUUAACAACCCUUAUAGCUGCUCUGAGUUUGCUGAACAAUUUGUUCACCAUCCCUCUCUUCAGAAACAUGGGACAGAUUCAGAAAUGGGGUCUUCAAGUUCUCUGGAUAGUAAAUGUUUUAUAGAGAAGAAAAAUGUGGACUCACGAAGGAAAGACCAGAAAGGAGGGAGGUUUAGCUGUGAAGACUGUGGUAAAACAUUUAAUGGAAAAAACAGUUUAAACAAACAUAAAGUAAUCCACACCGGAGAGAAACCUUUCUGUUGUGAUCUUUGUGGACAGAGAUUUAACAGGAAAGGAAGUUUAAAAAGACACAUGAUAAUCCACACAGGACUGAAACCAUUUUGCUGUGAAAUCUGUGGACAAAGAUUUACCCAAAAAUCAAGUUUAAACACACACGAGAUAAUCCACACAGGACAGAAGCCUUUCUGUUGUGAUUUUUGUGGACAAAGAUUUAGCCAGAAACGAAGUUUAAACAGACACAUGAUAAUCCACACAGGACAGAAGCCUUUUUGUUGUGAUCUUUGUGGACAAAGAUUUGGCGAAAAAGGAAAUUUCAACACACACAUGAGCAUCCACACAGGACAUAAACCUUUUUGUUGUAAUCUUUGUGGGGAAAAAUUUAGUGUAAAAGCACGUUUAAAUACCCACAUGAGAAUCCACACAGGAGAGAAACCUUUCUGUUGUGAUCUUUGUGGGCAAUUAUUUAGCCAAAAAGGAAGUUUAAAUAUACAUAUGAGAAUCCACACAGGAGAGAAACCUUUCUGUUGUGAUCUUUGUGGACAACGAUUUAGUAUAAAGGGCUCUUUAAACGAACAUAUGGCAAUCCACACAGGAGAGAAACAUUUCUGUUGUGGUUUUUGUGGACAAAGAUUUAGCACAAAGGGCUAUUUAAACAAACAUAUGAGAAUCCACACGGGGCAGAAACCUUUCUGUUGUGGUCUUUGUGGACAAAGAUUUAGCAUACAGGGCUAUUUAAACAAGCACAUGAGAAUCCAUAUUAAAGGGAAAAUGGCUAAGCUUUGAAUACUAUCUAAAACUGCACAGCAGCAUUUGCAAGUGAAAUAUAUGCGCAUUGUCAUUAAAGGUAACAGUCUCGUUGGUUUCUGCAUUUCUCUAAUGGUCAGUUGUUUGUAUUUUAAUCUUAAACCCUGUUUAUUAAAGGUACAGGUUUCCAGGUAUGUUUUAUCCACUGUAUGUCUUCUAUUGUUCAGAGUUGCAGUGCAGGUUUGUUCCCAGUGCAUGUAAAUAGUGCUUGAACUCAUCUGUAUGCCAGAGUAUCUUUGAGUCAAGAUAAAGUCAGCUGAAGCUGGGACCAAAGAGGAUCAUCAACAGGAUGAUGAUCCCAAACACAGCAGGAAAUGUAAAAUGAUUAGCUUGAAAAAUAAGGAAUCAGUGAGCUGCAACGGCCUGGUUGAAGCCCAUACCAAAACUUGUUUGAACUACCAGGAUCUCACCAGUGCUAUGCAAAAAUUGAUGUCUUUAAACCUCAAUUAAACCAAUCAAGGGUAAAAAGAGGGUGGAGGGUUUUUUUUUUUUUUCGUUUUUUUUUUUGCAUGUCAGCUUUCAGUCCUCUCAACCGGUAACAGCCGAUGGGUGUUCAUGCAUACCUGGGUUCUGCUGGAAGUUUACUCCGGUUGAAACAGUUUUUCUUUCCAUUUUCACCAGAUGCUUGCUCAGUAUGGAGGUCUGCAGUGAAGUCAAUGCCUUUAUGCUGUUGGCUGAGCUUCCAUAAAAGGAUAACUUUUUACAAAUUGCUAUUUUAUCCUAAAUUUGGCUUCAUAUUGUUACAACUAGGUUUGAAUUGUUUUUUUCUGUCAUUAAAUUUAUUCUAUGUGAUCGGAUGUUGUACUGAUUUAAUUUUAUAUUUCAAGAUAUAAACUGAAUCUUUUUCUUAUAAGGUGCUUCUGGGUAAAAUAUGUUAACUUGUGCUAUAUAAAUAAAGUAGAGUUGAAUUGAAUUUGAUAUUUGAGCUUACUUUUUAAAUUGAAUACAUUCAAUAAAUUAACAUCUUGAUAUUUUAA